CUGGGAGUGCGGAGCCGACGUGCCUACUGGUGGGCUGAUUGCUGAGAGGCGGCCGCCGGGACCAAUGGGGAGUUCGGGGCGCCCGGAAGCCCCCGGAGUCCACGGCCAGGGAGCUGCAGGGAGCGUAGGCUGGGCUGUCGUGAUGCUGCUCUUCUGCCCAGGCUGCGGGAACGGGCUGAUUGUGGAGGAGGGUCAGCGCUGCCACCGCUUCGCCUGCAACACCUGCCCCUAUGUGCACAACAUCACCCGCAAGGUAACGAAUCGGAAGUACCCAAAGCUGAAAGAAGUGGAUGACGUGCUUGGUGGAGCAGCUGCCUGGGAGAACGUCGACUCCACCGCAGAGCCGUGUCCCAAGUGUGAGCAUCCUCGGGCCUAUUUCAUGCAGCUCCAGACCCGCUCUGCCGACGAGCCCAUGACCACCUUCUACAAGUGCUGCAAUGCUCAGUGUGGACACCGCUGGAGGGACUAGGGCCGGGUGGCCCCGCUGCCCAGCAUCUGCUCACCUCAUUCCCCAGGGCGGAUUCCCAGCUGGAAGGGAACUGCGGGUUCUGAGCAUCUUUGCCGGUGUGGCAGAAAGCCAGCCUUCUCAGAGUGGCCCGGCCGGGGGGCCAGGAGAUGGCCCCCAUCGCCCAGGCAGUGGAUGAAUUUGCUGACGUCCAGGGAGAACUUGUGUUUGGGGGCAGUGGCCACACCAAGUGCGUCUUAUUUAGGGUCCUGUUAUCCAUCUUUCCCGUUUAGUGGGCAGUGAGCUUUCUCUCGCCACCAGCUGACGCUCGUAAACAUUUAUUUAUAUGUUGGCACACCCAAGAAAAUGGGGCUUUGACUUAGAACACUAGCUGUCCUUAAGUAUUUAGCUGUUAGUUGCAAACUCGGUGGAUCAGCGUUUAUUCUGAAUAUUUACUUAAAAUUAAAAUCCGAUACCACCUUCUCAGGGUUUUAAAUGCCUUAAGGUGGAGACGCCAAAUCCCAAAACAAGAAUCCAAAACUGACUCCUGUGUGUAGGACUAGUGUGGUUAUGACAUUGUCAAUGGCGUGGAUUUUCUUUUAUUAUUUUGAUUCUCAAUUCCUGGGAUUGCGGUAAACUUAGGAGAUGGUAUUUCUUUGAUACUUGAUGCUUUGUCCAUCUCUCUCCUCUAAAGGGGAAAAGGACACCUGAGGGCCAGCAGGGGGCAGGAUCUUGGUUAUUGAUGGAUUGAAUUCUUGCUCAGGACCUCAGAUGUCAUUGCUUUUCCAGAUCUUUCUCUCUCUCCUUUGAAAUUCGUUUUAUUAAACUCUAGUUGAUUUAACAUGUUGGAUUAGUUACUGCUGUACAACAAAGUGAUUGAAUUAUAUUCUUUUUC
Messenger RNA from Sus scrofa (pig), 1340 nucleotides. It is a transcript of the gene POLR3K, whose product is annotated as RNA polymerase III subunit K. The record is from RefSeq and is a predicted model, not a curated record. Gene Ontology annotation, molecular function: nucleic acid binding; zinc ion binding. Gene Ontology annotation, cellular component: RNA polymerase III complex. Lineage: Eukaryota; Metazoa; Chordata; Mammalia; Artiodactyla; Suidae. Gene Ontology annotation, biological process: DNA-templated transcription; termination of RNA polymerase III transcription.